Messenger RNA from Acanthopagrus latus (yellowfin seabream), 15362 nucleotides. Its product is annotated as Snf2-related CREBBP activator protein. Gene Ontology annotation, molecular function: ATP-dependent chromatin remodeler activity; ATP hydrolysis activity; histone binding. Gene Ontology annotation, cellular component: Swr1 complex. NCBI's taxonomy places the organism in Eukaryota, Metazoa, Chordata, Actinopteri, Spariformes, Sparidae. The record is from RefSeq and is a predicted model, not a curated record. The transcript is spliced from 34 exons. Bases 550 to 13977 code for a protein of 4475 amino acids.
CGGUCCGCCACCAUUUCGCUGCGUAAAGUCUCCUCCCCGCGACCGCUACAUUCUGCGCCGAAACCCAGUCUCUCCCGGUCCGUAUUUUAACUUCUUCCCACAGACUUAGUGGUACCUCGUUGGGUACCGGGAGGCAGUUUGGAUUAUUGGCAUUACGGAUUGAGUGCGAUUUUUCGCGGAUGACGACUCCUUCAACGAGAAUUUAGUAAAAGAAAAUUGGUCGGAAAUUUCAGAAUAUGUGGAGGGGACCCUAAUUUCAGCAUCCUGGAAGUAGAAAGCACAGAAGAUCUGUGUCUCACACCACAGACAGGUGCAGUGUGUAGCCGGGGCAGCACAGAGGAAGGAAGCUCUGGGGAGGAGGCGGUGCGGCAGCGUGCCCCUCCGGCUGUGGAUGUGCUGGGUGGCAACCCCCAGGCUGCACAGAAUGUGGCUGGGGAGUCACCUCGGCAUGCCCCGCAGCCGGUCGCUGCUGCCCCCCGCCCAGUCCCUCCGUUCACCAAUCCGUCCACUGUGCCAUUGCCGGAGAGCAGCGACUCAUCAGUCCCAGGCAUGGAGAGCGCCCCUCCAACCAACUUGCCUGAGACUCUCCCCAUCAGCAGCGACUCCAAGGACAACAUCUCGCAAGAAGUCCCUGCUGAGGAGAGUGUUGUCGGAGUUUCGAGAUCCUUGCCAACAUCCCUCAAUGAGGACUGUAGUUCCUCUGCUGAGAUGCAAAGGCUUCCAGCCUCCCUUUGUCCUCCUCUCACCCCAGAUACACAGAUUGAGAGCACAGUGCAAGAGUUGCAAUACGGGUCACAAACUGAUAAAAAGAACAGCCACUCAAAUAGUCAGACAAACCAGAUUCAGCCACUUACAGAAGGUGCUGGACUUGUGGUUAUUACAGGGACGACAGACAAACAGUCAGUCACAUUGGAAUAUAAAGCAGAGACUGGAACACACGUGGAACUUGGUGGAAAAGAGCACACAGGCGGAAAUAUUCUCCCCCAAUCUCAAAUCUGUUUCACAGCCCCAUCUCCAUCUGUCCCACAAUCAAGUGUUGGUUUCAAAACCCAAGAUUCCACAAAACAUGGGGCUAUGGAGCAGCCCAACAGGGACCCACUUGUCCACACAAAUCAAGGCCAUAUACCUCCGCCAGGUGCUACGGAGCAGACGGGUGGUCACCAGGACUCAAAAUCGUCUCUGCACCUUUUACCCUCAUCUGACGAAAGCGAGAUUAAACAAACUGACAUGUCAAAUACACAACAUAAAAUCAUCAACGAGUUCUCAAACGACGCCGGAGAAUUACAAAAUGCAAAUUCUCUGGAAUCAGUUGAGAUGUCUGAGCAUGUUAAAGAGCUUGUUGACACUCGUCACAAAGAAACACAACCUCCUCCAGCUGAAAUACUUGAGACCCCAAAAUCAGGAGGAUCGCUUCCUGGAUUAUACUCAUCUCCUGGAACAGGAGCCUCGGGGUCCUGCAGCACAGCUGGCAGAGAAUACGGUGACAUCCAGGGGAGCUGCAAUCCCCUUGAAGGAGAACAGGUGGAGAGUACCACGAGGGAAGAACAAAUUGACACGGCCACUUCGUCAUCUGACAUCACGGUGCAGUCAGAGUGCUCUUCCUCACAGGAGAGUUCAUCAAAACUUUCUGCUGCAACCCCUCUGUUUGAUUCAGGCCUAGUUGUCUCACUGCAGGCGGAACAGGUUGUUGAAGCAGAAGCCUCUCAUCCCUCCGACCAAGUCCUCACAUCAGAGACACCCCUGACUGCUGAGCUCGUGCAUUCAGCCAGUACUCAAGAGAUUGUGGUUGUCAGAGAGGAGGCUCAUAUCAGUGGAGACUGGUCUAACAUGCACCUGAAUCAGAGUUACCUCCUACAACGAGAAGACGGCAGUGUCUGUGAAGCUGCCAUUGUUAACGAAUUGAGUUCUGAACUCUCUACUGGAGAGCCUAAGCUGUAUGAAGAAAGUGUUCAGGCAGAUAUUGAGUUACACUCCCAACCUGUGGAAGUGUAUGAGUUCUGCAGCCUGGUUGAGGAGGUUGCUGAGGAAACUGUGUGUGCCAGCAGUAGUGCACACAUGUCUCACUCUCCAGCAUAUGAGGUGAACUUGUUCAACGCGUUACUAGAAAACUCUGAAGAGUAUACUGUCAAAGAAGACCUAGAGGCGCAUGUUGAAACGUCUAUUCACACAAUUAAUGAAGGUGACACUGUUAUUAUUUCCCAGCAGCCCUUGCCUUCAUCACUUGAUGUAAAUCAGGCUUGCUCUAACAGUAAUUCCCAUAAUUUGUCCAUGCAAAACACAAGAGUAGCUGCGGUCGGGCAACAUUUGGUUUUAGAUGCUAACCAAGCUGUUGAAGUGGCAAACUCAAGUGAGGUUUGUUUAGUUGAAGUAGCUGCAGUCACAUCUGACUCAUUUACUGUUCAGCAGACAGACACCAGUCUACAAAUUGUGACACCUUGCUCACAGGUUGGUGCAGCAGUUCAGAACCAAACAGAGGUGAGUAAUACCCCUGUAGUUAUAACAGCUCCCCCAAAACAUGAAGCAGAGGCAACAGCUGGUGCGUUAUCACUCAUAUCCCCAGUGGUAACCAGUGAGGAUGUAGGGAUGGAGUCAUCUGUAGCUGUUUCAGUACAUGUUUCUCAUGUAGAAAAUCAGACCCCAGGAGUCACACUUGUAAGCACCUCGAAACCUGCUUUGACAGAGACUCCAUCACAAAGUAUUCAGAAUGUUGCCGUGCCCACGCAAACCAAACCAGGGGCUUUCUGCACCACUCACCCCUCUAGUAUUAUAAAUCCAAAGCUGCUCCUUCUCAGACCAGGAGAAACUCCUCUCCUGAAACACCCACCCUCCCUUUUGGCGCAGGUGUCCAAGCAACAGAAUGCGGCCGGCAAGCUGGCCAAUGCCCACAGCUCUUGGUCUGGCACGGUGUCUGAGGAGUGCCUUCCCCAAACUGUCUCAGCAGCAGACUCUUUAUGUGCGCCUGUGGCUCGUGGCAGCCAGAAAGAUCAGACGCAGUACUCUGUCAAUAAAACUUCUGUGACAGCAGCUCCGCCUGUCAAGGUUCAGCCGCCUGCGAUGAGUGGUAACAUCUCACUUCAACUUGACCCGAGUGUGUCUUUCACCUCCACAACUUCAGCCAGCAAAUCUGACAAAGAGGCCUUAACCAUUAGUAAAGUCGAUAAAGCAGAUCCUGCGUCCCACGAUGUCGUCACCCCACCUACUACGCCUAACAUCCUUUACAUGCUUGCAACAUCGGUGGAAAGGGAAUCUACCAGUCCUAACGACCCCGUCAGCCAGCCUGACUCCCUCUAUGCGGAGGAGGAGAGUGAGGACAUGGAGCAGGAUGACCCGACAGGAGACACAGAGGCUCAGGAGGCCACUUCAGGACAGGUUAGCAGUCCAGAGGAAGGCAGCGAUGAGGAUCCUGACGGAGACAAAACAGAGAGCGAAAUGACCACCUCCAGCUCACAACACAAGCAUGGACAGGGCAGGACAGACAGAAAGGCACUUUUCCUGAAGGUACGCCAGUGGAUAGCAGACAGGGUCACCUCGAAUUCAUCUCCUGUCUCACCCUCCACCUCGUCCUACCCUGGGCCCUCACCCAGCAGUGAUUGGUCCACCCCACGGCGGGAGAGGUCCUCGCCUCUUCGGGGUCCUCAUGGGAAGUUUGUGUCUCCUACGUCCAUCUGUGGCUAUAGUUCCUCCUCUUCCCCACCUGAUCAGUCCACCCCUCAGCGCUCCCGUGGAGAACGUCACACAGACAUGGCAGAGCUGGCUAAACACGAAGCAGACAUCGAGCAUCGGACCCAGGCACUAAAGCGAGAGGGCUUCUGGUCAAUGAAGCGUCUCACCCGCCUGACUGAACCGCCACGACCAAAAGUUCACUGGGACUACUUGUGUGAGGAGAUGCAGUGGCUCUCUGCAGACUUCGCACAGGAGAGGCGGUGGAAAAGAGGAGUGGCUAGAAAGGUGGUACGAAUGGUGAUGCGACACCACGAGGAGCUGAGGCAGAAAGAAGAAAAAGCCAAGAGAGACGAGCACGCUAAAAUCAGAAGAGUUGCCUCUUCUAUUGCCAAGGAAGUCCGGGCUUUCUGGAGCAGCGUUGAGAAGGUGGUGCAGUACAAGCAGCAGUCUCGACUGGAGGAAAAGAGGAAAAAGGCGUUGGAUCUUCAGCUGGACUUUAUUGUUGGCCAGACAGAAAAAUACUCGGACCUCCUCAGCAAGUCACUUGCACCCACCAGACCUGCUGAAACCGUCCCUCCGACUCCCCAAAAAACCCCUCCACCUCCUGUUGAUGAGGAUGACAGAGACUUUGAGCCUCCCUGUGAGGAGGAGGAUGAUGAGGAGACCAUAGAGGUGGAGGAGCAGCAGGAGGGCAAUGAUGCUGAGAGCCAUAGGAGAGAGAUUGAACUGCUGAAGGAGGAGGGCAACCUGCCUCUGGACCAAUUACUCAGCACCCUCAAACUGCCACAGGAGUUGGGCUCAGAUGAAGAAUGCUCUGAUGAAACCUCCUCAUCGGUGGAGGAGGAAGAGGAAGAUGGUGAAUUCACUGCCAAUGAAGAGGAUGCUGAGGAUGAGGAGGACACCAUAGCAGCCCAGGAGAAGGUUGAAGGAAAUUUAAAUCAUGAAGAGGAACUGGAUGACUUAGCCAGAGAGGGCGAUAUGAGUGUUGAGGAGCUGCUGGAGAAGUACAAAGGAGCGUAUGCUUCUGACUUUGAGGUUCCUUCUGGAUCUGGCUCCAAAGUGAGCUCUGAUUCGGAGGUGUCUGGGGAUGAGGAGGUGGAGACUGAAGAAGAUGAGAGCGAUGCAGAAAGCAACACUUCCUCCUCAGACUCACCAGGAGACAGUGCAGAGGAUGAAGAGAGUGAGAAAGACGAAGAGGAGAGCGAGGAAGAAGAAGGCGAAGAUGACUGUGGAGAUGAGGGGAUGGAGCUCUUGCUUAAGGAGGGAGACAACAGCCCACCUUCAUCUAGCUCAAGGCCAAAGAAAGAGAUCAGCCACAUUGCUGCAACUGCAGAGAGCCUGCAGCCUAAAGGCUACACAUUGGCAACGACAAAGGUCAAGACCCCCAUCCCAUUCCUGCUUCACGGCACAUUACGAGAAUACCAGCACAUUGGCCUCGACUGGCUGGUCACCAUGUACGAGAAAAAGCUUAAUGGUAUUCUGGCUGAUGAGAUGGGUCUGGGAAAAACCAUCCAGACCAUCGCUCUGCUUGCUCACCUCGCCUGUGAGAAAGGUAAUUGGGGCCCUCACCUCAUCAUCGUCCCCACCAGUGUGAUGUUGAACUGGGAGAUGGAGCUUAAACGCUGGUGUCCUGGCUUUAAAAUCCUCACCUACUUUGGAAGCCAAAAGGAGAGGAAGCUAAAGAGACAGGGCUGGACGAAGCCUAAUGCUUUCCACGUGUGCAUCACUUCAUACAAGUUGGUGCUGCAGGAUCAUCAGGCCUUCCGACGCAAGUCGUGGCGGUACCUGAUCCUUGACGAGGCGCAAAACAUCAAAAACUUCAAGUCCCAGCGCUGGCAAAGCCUGCUGAACUUCAACAGCCACCGGCGCCUGCUGCUGACAGGAACCCCUCUGCAGAACAGCCUGAUGGAGCUGUGGUCUCUGAUGCACUUCCUCAUGCCCCACGUCUUCCAGUCCCAUCGAGAGUUUAAAGAAUGGUUCUCCAACCCGCUGACGGGAAUGAUCGAGGGCAGUCAGGAGUACAACGAAGGGCUGGUCAAGAGGCUGCACAAGGUGCUGAGGCCGUUCCUGCUCAGGAGGAUUAAGAUUGACGUGGAGAAGCAGAUGCCCAAGAAGUACGAGCAUGUGGUGCGCUGUCGCCUCUCCAAGAGACAGCGAUUCCUCUACGAUGACUUCAUGGCACAGGCCUCGACCCGGGAAACACUGGCCAGUGGUCACUUCAUGUCCGUGAUUAACAUCCUAAUGCAGCUCCGCAAAGUGUGCAACCAUCCCAACCUGUUUGACCCUCGACCUGUCCAGUCUCCCUUUAUCACGAAGCCCAUUGUUUUCCAUACAGCCUCCCUGGUGCAGGACGCCCUGGAGGUCUCUCCUUUGAAGCGCUGCGAUCUCUCUAUGUUUGACCUUGUUGGUUUGGAGAGCCGUGGGUCCCGGUACCAGGCGGAUGUCUUCCUGCCGCGCCACAAGGUCAGCCGCCAGCUAAUUCAGGAGAUAGUGGACUUCCCUGAACCCCCUCCAAGACCCAAACCAGUCCGCAUGAAGGUCAACAGGAUGUUCCAGCCGCCUCCUAAAGGUGAUAAUCGCCCGGUCCUCCUGAUGAACAAACCCACCUGCUCUGUGCCACCUGCAGCUCAGACCCCCAAACCUCCUGCAGUCACUGAAGUCACCUCAUCUCCUGCACCUGCUCCUGUAGUUCAGCAAGUGGUGUGUUCAGUGGCAACCGCGGCCCCUCCUCGCCAGCCUGUGCAUCUUACUGCUCAAACUGCAGUGAGAUCCAGCGCGCCAAAGCCAGUGUUGACUGUGCGGCCUCCCACUGCUUCCUGCACAGCCGGCAUACCAACUCAUCCGAGUCCAAACCCAGGCAACAUCAUGCCCCAAAGGGUUCUGCUCAGUCCAGAUAUGCAAGCCAGGCUUCCUUCUGGUGAGGUGGUGAGCAUUGCCCAGCUUGCUUCCUUGGCUGGCCGACCGGUGUCCUCGUGUCAGGGCAGUAAACCCGUCACCUUCCAGCUGCAGGGCAAUAAGCUGACUCUGUCUGGAGCUCAGAUCCACCAAGUCCCAGCAGCUCCUGCACGACAGGUUCAAGGUAAUGUCAUGCACCUGGUGUCCAGCGGGGUGCAGCACCAUCUCAUCAGCCAGCCUGCCCAGGUGGCUGUCCAGAGCGGAACAAACACAUAUCCUGCAAACACAUCGACUGCCCUCCCUGCAAAUCGGUUGCCUCACAAUGCCUCAGCACAAGUAACUCCUUCCAUGGUGAGCAGCACCGGCGUCGUGAAGAUCGUAGUGCGUCAAACAGCAGGCAAGGAGGGCGGGCCUGUGCCCACACUGGCUGUGGCCCCUUCCCCUCGUGUUGCUCCUCAGGCCUCCCCUUCCCCUCACCCUCACGCCAACACCACCCCUGUCAGAAACACUGCUCCACUGCAAAUUGCCCAGCGCACCCCUGGUCCCGCCACUGCCCACUACACCAUUGCACCUCCCGGAAUCCCUAGCUCCACCCCGAACCAGCCCCACCCCCCUCGUCCUGUCCUCAAAGUAGUGCAGCCUCCUCCAUCGAGCACAGAGCAGCCAGCUCCAGUUCAGAUUGCCUCUUCAUCCUCUGCGCCAAAGUCUUCAAUAGCACCACGUGACGGCAGCAGCAGUAAUCAAACACCAGUUACCACCAAGUCCAGACCCAGUACAGGAGCGAAGACCUGCCCUCCACCCAGGAAAGUGCCUCGUCCACCUCCUCGCUCUCCUUUCCACAUGUCAUGGCUUGCAGAUAGCCUCAAACAGCAGCGCGACAGCAAACUGGACUUCAUCUUUCGAGUCAACGAGCGCCACUGUAGUGCAAAGCCCAUGUAUGGACGGGAGGUUUUAGACUUUCUGACUUUUCUCCCUGGUCCUCGUCCCAACCCGGCUGCCCUGAAGUCUGAGGGGGAGUGGGGUCGCUCAGGUCAGAGCAGCUGUCUGUUUGCACAGUGGCAAAACAAAUAUGAUUACUGGUUCGAGAGUCAUGCUGUGAGGGGGGCCAUCCACAGCAUUGAAGACAGGCUGGAGCUGCUAAGUGACAUCAUAGACAGGUUUACAUUUGCGAUUCCCCCAGUGGAGGCUCCUCCAAUCUCCAUGCACUGCUGCCACCCUCCUCCCUCUCUGAGCCACAAGCAGGCAGCGUUCUCCUCCCAGCUGGCAACUCAAGUAGCUCCACUUUCUCGCAGUCUCCAUCGCAUCCAGUGUUACAUGAGGACCCAGUUCCCGGACCUGAGGCUCAUACAGUAUGAUUGUGGUAAGCUGCAGACUCUACACACUUUGCUGCGAAAGCUGAAGACAGGAGGCCACAGAGUGUUGAUCUUCACUCAGAUGACGCGUAUGUUAGAUGUGCUGGAGCAGUUCCUCAACUACCACGGACACAUCUACCUCCGUCUGGAUGGCAGCACCCGUGUGGAGCAGAGACAGUCUCUCAUGGAGCGCUUCAAUGCAGAUCGGCGUAUUUUCUGCUUCAUUUUAUCGACUCGCAGCGGAGGUGUCGGGGUGAACCUGACUGGAGCCGACACAGUCGUGUUCUACGACAGCGACUGGAAUCCCACCAUGGACGCCCAGGCACAGGACCGUUGCCACAGAAUUGGCCAGACCAGAGAUGUCCACAUCUACAGGCUGAUCAGUGAGCGCACGGUGGAGGAGAACAUUUUAAAGAAAGCCAAUCAGAAGAGGAUGCUGGGAGAUAUGGCUAUCGAAGGAGGAAACUUCACCACUGCCUUCUUCAAACAGCAAACCAUCCGGGAGCUGUUUGAUAUGAAUGAGGGGGAGAAGAGAGAGAUGGCAGUGGAGCUGUCGGUGCCCCAACCCGAGGAGGAGGAGGCUGUCAACAAACAGAGCACCACCAUCCUGGAGCAGGCUCUGUGUCGUGCCGAGGAUGAGGAGGACAUAGUCGCAGCCUCUCAGGCCAAAGCAGAGCAGGUGGCAGAACUGGCAGAAUUCAACGAGAACAUACCACUGGAUGACGGAGGGGAACAAGAGGAAGUAGAGGAGCUUUCCAAGGCUGAGCAGGAAAUAGCAGCUCUGGUGGAGCAGCUCACACCCAUUGAACGCUAUGCCAUGAACUUCCUUGAAGCCUCGUUAGAAGAUGUUUGCAAAGAGGAACUGAAGCAGGCUGAGGAGCAAGUCGAGGCUGCCAGAAAGGGCCUGGACCAGGCCAAGGAGGAGGGCCUAAAGCUUCAUGCUUCAUCUGAUGAAGACGACGAUGACUUCUUGUCACCAGCUUCUGUUGAGCCCGCUCAGUCAGCUCCAGCUCGCCGUGGCCGCAAACCCAAGGACAAAGACAAGAUUGUGACCUCUACAAGGACUAGUGGGCGGCUGCGUGGUGCCUCGCCCGAAACAGAGACUGAGCCCACCACCCCUAGAGAAGUGCCUGAAAGACUCCGCUUUGGUCUGAGAGGACGAGGAGCUGCCAAAGACACCAGUGCUGUGUCUACCACCCCGUCCCGCACAGACCAGCAAAAAACUUCUUCAUCAACCAGAGUUCAAGAUUCCUCCAAAUCCUCAAAAGCUUCAUCUCCUGCCAGAGAUCACCAGGCCACCAAAACCAGGACUUUACCAAACCGCUCCCAUCCUAGUCCAGUGCCUUCCCCUCCUACAACCUCCCCUCAAGGAGGGAAACAAGAGACUGACAGCAAGAACUCCAAAGCAGAGGGGGAGAAUGAGAGGAGGGUGUCUGAGUCAUCACUAGAUUCCAGCUGCGCAGUGGACCAUCAGGCAAAAGACGAUGACAGCAAAGACCACAGCGCCAUGUCUCCCCCCUCCACCAGCUCCAGAUCGCCUCGCAAGCGUCAGUCAGCAGACGGUGAAGUCCUGCGGGGUCUGGUUGAAGACUCUCCAUCGGCCAAAGUCCUUCGUAAGCUUCCAGGGAGGCUGGUCACGGUGGUGGAGGAGAAGGAGCCAAGAAGGAGGCGGCAGCGAGGAAGCGGCACUGGAGGUGGAGCUUCUUCAGAGGAGGCAACUGUGGAAGAAAACACGGGUGGAUUUGUCGACGAACCAAACAAAGACGGCGCAUCACCGAGCCCUGACAGUAAAACUAAGGCGAUCGUUACCAAAUCUCCUCAGGACCCAGAGUCUACUCCCAGUCCGCCUGUGCAGCCACAGCCUGUCAGAAGUUAUCCUCCAUAUUCCCCACCCCAUCUUUCUCCUGACAUGCCUGUGCUGAGAAAUCUUCCUGUUCGGCGGAGGUUGGAAACUGAAUCUCGCAUGGCUGCUCAGCUGGGAGAACAGCCGCAUCAUCUGGGCAGAGGAAGGGGAGGAAACCAGUCAAAGAAAACCGAUGUAAUACCCGGCAAAGACACCACUUCAACCUCUACAGACUCCAGUGUGAAUUCUCUUGUGGCACCUGUGAAAAGAAAGAGGGGCCGGCCCCCAAAGACUCCACCUAGGUUACCUGAGACUGACAACACACAGCCCACCUCGCCAAAUGAGGAAGGGAACCCUCCUCUCUCCCCAAAACGUAAGAGAGGUCGUCCUCGCAAAGACACCUCAAACUUGCCAGAAAGUGAAGGACACAACUCUAAAAAUGAGACCACCACUACUCAUUUAUCUGUUCAAAGAAAAACUGAUGCUAUCUCAGAGCCAACAGUCUCCUCUCCUGACUUGUCGGAGACCCCCUUAGCUGCUGUUAUCACUACAAGUCAGGCCUCCCUCGCGACCAAAGCUGAGGGAACGGACACUAAGACUGAGGUUUCAGCUCCUAGUCCAGCUCAAGCCUCCACAAAAACAGAUCAACCCUGUACACCAGUCACUCCCACUGCAGCGCUUCCUGUUGUUGCCUCCACAUCAACCUCAGCCCAAGUGAUUAGUUCAACUCCAGCAACCAUUCAAAGCCUCGACACGGCAUCAACCCAGGUUUCCUCUGCAUCCUCUGUCACACCCUCCACAUCUACCACUACCCCAGUCACUACAACCCCCACUACCCCCACUACCACAACCCCAGUGCUACCUGCCUCCACUGUUGCAUCAACUAUUCCAGAUAUAAAACGAGCACCUGUGGUUUCCGCAGCUUCUAAACCUCAUGCUGAGCCAACACCAACAGUUUCUGUAAAAACAACAGGACCAGACCCUGCCAGAACCACCACAGUUGCCACAACAGCUGCUAACGCUCCGACCACUGUGUCGACACCCACUAUCAUGGCUGUCAAAACAGCUCCAACAUCAGACCCUGCCGCAAAGACCACAACAACAACUGACGUAAUAUCAAAGACUGGAAGUGUUACACCAGCACACACCACCACAGUUAAAUCAGUCCCAACUAAACCUACUGCUCUACCACAGGCCUCUUCAGUGUCAUCUUCAAAGUCUACCCCAGCUACAGCAACUCCUGCCCCAACUACAGUAACGUCUGCCCCAGCUACAGCAACUUCUACCCCAGCUACAGUAACUUCUGCCCCAACUACAGUAACUUCUGCCCCAGCUACAGUAACUUCUGCCCCAGCUACUAUAACUUCUGCCCCAGCCACAGUAACUUCUGCUCCAGCCAUUGUAACGUCUGCCCUAGCAACAGUACCUUCUGUCCCAGCUACAGUAUCUUCUGUCCCAGCUACAGUAUCUUCUGUCCCAGCUACAGUAACUACAGUAACCUCUGCCCCAGCUACAGUAACUUCGCCCCCUGCUGCCACUCAAAAGGUUUCAGCUGCAGACACUAGCCCACCCACAGCUUUACCAAAACCAACCUCUAGGUCCACAUCUACAGCUGCAACUGUGACUAGUCCAUCAAAAUUAAGCACAGUUCCCACUGCAAGUUCGACAGUGUCUGAAAAAUAUUCUACAACACCACCAGUAGCAACAGUCUCAUCAUCUCCUGCAAAUACGGUUCAGUCUUCUCCAGCCCAAGCAAGGACUAAUGUGACAUCUGCCAAAGUCCAAACCAAACCAGUCUCAGCAUCACCGACAACGGUUCAAGCGACUACCAAGGCAAAAGUCACAAGUGCUUCAGUGGCUUCAGCAAAACCUGUCCCAGUCUGCACUCCUUCCCCUUCUACAACAUCUGCAAGUGUAACUACUGCUGUCAAGGCAACGACAGUUACUGUAACUGCAUCAUCUCCAACGGAGGUCGUCAAAGUAACAGCCCCUGCUGGAGCAGCCCCUUCAAACUCUUCAACUCCCACUUCCAAAACUGCAGAGAGGACUGCCAAGAUCCCACCCCCAGUAACAGCUUCCACCACUGCUACACCAGCUCCAUCACCAACAGUCACCACAUCAUCGUCAUCAUCGCCAGGAAAAUCCAUUACAGUAACAGCUACCCAAGUAUCAACGACCAAAGUCACCCCUGUGUCAGUCGCAGCAACCACAGUUCCUCUUGUGUCCACAACACAAACAUCUGCAGUCAUUUCCCAGCAUGCAUCAAGCUCUGCAUCCACAGAUGUAUCCCCAGAGGUUUCCACAUCAGCUAAGGUAUCCACAUCUGCUUCUUCUACCGUUUCAUCUGAGAAGCCAUCUGUAGAGUCUUCGAGUGUUUCAUCUGAGAAGCCAUCUGUAGAGUCUUCGAGUGUUUCAUCUGAGAAGCCAUCUGUAGAGUCUUCGAGUGUUUCAUCUGAGAAGCCAUCUGUAGAGUCGUCAAGUGAUUCAUCUGAGAAGCCAUCUGUAGAGUCUUCGAGAGUUUCCUCUGACAAGCCCUCUGUAGAGACUUCUAGUACUUCAUCUGACAAGCCCUCUUUACAACCAACUCAGAAAGAAUCUAAAAGUGAGCAGGACAGUGCGAAAAAAAUGGAGGUAGAUGCCGUGGAUGCUGAGGCAAGGACUAGCAAGGAUGGUGACAAAAAGCAAGAUAUUUGUAAGUCUCAGCCUAAAAGGAGAAAGGUGGAGGCUUCCUCUGAGACCAAAGAGUCAGAAAGGGAAGUUACAGAUGGCGAAACGAAGGCGACAACUGCCCCUAAGAAAGACGAACCUCAGCAGCAGGAGCAAAUUAUCGAAGAUCAGAAAACUCCAAUCCAGAAAAGGCCUCUUAGUCGCCAGAGUAGCCAGGAGUCCACUUGCUCCUCUUCGCCAUCAUCUGGGGGCUCUACAUCCACCCUCACUCGCCAUGCUCACCAUAAGAGGACUUACGAAAAUAGACAUCCAUCCAAGAAGAGGCGAACAGACGUCACCUCAGAAGCAGGGAUGGAGGAUAAAACUGAAGAGGGUGAGGAGAAGAUGGAGGAAGGCGGCGAGAAGGAGCUCACCACCCCUACCUCUCGAAGAAGGCGUUCCAGGUCUCCCUCUUCCUCUUCGGACUCUGACAACAGUGAGAGUAGAAAGGAGCACCGGUUGACCCGCUCGGGGAAGCACAGGAUACAAGAUCAGGAGAGGGAAAAGGGCAACAGCCAGCAGGGAAAGAAACGUGCACACAGCUCUGACAGAAACACAUCAAACAAUGCCAACACCUCCACAGGUGGAGAGUCUGGCAGUGACACGUCUUCUAUCAGGGUCACCAGGAAGUCUGCAGGAUCUCAGCCUUCACAAGACAGUAAAGCUCAAUCAAACAGCGCGCCCUCAUUGCCUCCUGAGCCCGAAGUUCUUGGGAAGAGGUGCUCGGCACUUAACGCAGCAGCUAAGCUCCUGGCAAUGAAAGGCAGGGUGGAUACUCCUGGCCACACCCCUCGUAAAGACUUGGGGGCUAAAGCCGCCGGGUCUUCCCCGGCCUCCUCUUCGGACAAGAAUCAAAAGCCUAAAAGCAAAAGUGUGCCAGCAACCCCUCAGAGUAACUCUGUAAAUCUUACUAAUAAUAAAAGCAGUAGCAGCAAACUCUUAACACCGAAUCAGAUGAGCCGCUCUGCUUCUCGCUCUACCAGACAGUGCCCCGGUUCUCUGGUUCCACCCCUGGAAAUGGAGUACAAGCGGUCUAAAGUAGAGGAAAAGGAGAGGGGAUGCAGGAAAUCGACAGGGGCGAAGGAGGGCGAUGCGGAGGCGCAGUCGUCAUCCAGGGGCCACAGUGCCUGCAGCAGCAUGAGCAGCGACGGCGAGGGCGACGGUGGCGGACGCAGCAGCAGAAGCCGCAGCAGCAGCAACAGCAGCCAGCGUACCCACAGCAUCAGCUCUCAAAACACAGAGCACAGAGAGUCCCGUGCUGCUUCCUCUGGCAGCGAGCGCAGUUCAGAGCGAGCCAAGAGCAGAGACAAAAGAGAGAAGCAGGGCCAGCAAAGGGAGAGUCGGCCGGACAGCAGGAGGUCUCAGAGGCUCUCGCAGGAGGUGACCAGCAGUUCAGGAACAGAGGGGACACCAGACAGGGUGCUGCGUAGUGUCGCAGCGCUCGCAGCAGUGCAGGCCCGGUCACCGGCCGCCAGCACCCGCUCAUCUGCCACACAACAGCGUCAUAACAAGACAUGAUCAGAGUGCCAAAGGGAAAAAACAGAAGCAAGAGCGUUGUGGCAGAGCACGAUACGAGAGCAUGUCAUGACCUCCAAGGUUGCUGCUUUGUCUGCACUCUAAUGAAUGCAAGGGAACUGAGUGCUACAAGUCAGGGACCUCCCUGCCUCUUGGGCCCUCUCCCUUUCCAUUUGGAGCUGGUCCCACCUCACCAGCUCAGCCAUUGUCAGCUGGGGGAAGGCUCAGGGAUGCCAGACUGAGAGUUAAAAAAAAAAGAAAAAGUGGCGCCUCCAUUGUGCGUCCGUAAACAGACGAGAGAUGGUACAGUGGAUAAAAUCACCACUGGGACUUGAGGGGGACAAAAGGUGCAAGAGGUAAUAAAUGAAAGUUGUUAGUUCACAUAAUGUACUGUAAUCAUUAAAGACUGGAACACUCAGAUCUUAUGUGUUAAGAUGGGAUUAUACAGCACCCUCUUAUUAGGGUUAUAAAUGAAAAGUCAUUUGUGUGACAUUAAAAACUUUUGAGUGACCAGUUGUAUUGUAAGUUGGAGGUUUUAGAAAGUUUGGUUUUGAAAAUUUCGUCAGCUGUCCUGACUAUUAUUUCUUUGUAGUCAGUUGAUAAGUUAUGCAUAUUUUAUUAUUUCUUCCAGGGUAUUAGGAAGAGAACUGAUCUGUCAAUGUGAUCUUUGCUGCACUAUGCUGGAGCUUGUCUUUGCUUGGGCCCCUUUUUUUCCCACGUCAACUUCUGUUCAGUGGAUUCACUUUUAAAUCCAGCCUUGCAUUUCUCAUUUGCACAUCUGAUAAUGUGGCCCUCGGCUUUCGAGAACAUUGUGGUGUAGUAAUAAGUUCUUACAUCAAUUUUAGUGAAUUAAUUGGUUCCUGGUACCUCACGAUGUAUCUCUACAGUUUGAAAAUACAUUAAUUAAAAUUGCAAACCGUCUCGACAACAUCUUUUGCUCCUCACCACAGACCUGGAGCAGGGAAAAUAAAAUCCAAUUUCUUUUUCAUAAUCUGCCCAAAGGCAGUUAUUGUUCCGGUCCGCUUUGUCAUGUAUUUAUAUCGAAAGGGCAGGUUAAUGUUAUUGAAAUUAAGAGUGCCUCUUUGGCCAAAUGGGUUUGAACCUCCGAUUGCCUUGUGAAGCACCUGAAGCAGGGGUCUUCGUUAUUUAAAAAAGAAAAAAAAAAAAAAAAAGCCAAACAAAACAGAAAAAAAAGAUAAAGCCUCCCCAGAAAAGCACCCUGUGCAUCAGUGCAACCAAAUUAAUGUUUUUUUUAUUUUUCACCUGAUUUUUGUUUUGUUUUGUUUUUCUGUUUUUGUCACCAUCACUUCAUUGCUCUUUGUUCAUGUAAAAAAGAAAAAAAAAAUACUUGGACAAAAUAUGUGAAUAAAAUUACUGGUACAGUUCCA